Cokeromyces recurvatus is the source of this 3369-nucleotide messenger RNA. Its product is annotated as SacI homology domain-containing protein. Gene Ontology annotation, cellular component: cytoplasm; membrane. The transcript has 18 exons. The coding region runs from base 119 to 3193 and encodes 1024 amino acids. NCBI's taxonomy places the organism in Eukaryota, Fungi, Mucoromycota, Mucoromycetes, Mucorales, Mucoraceae. The record is from RefSeq and is a predicted model, not a curated record. Gene Ontology annotation, molecular function: phosphatidylinositol-4,5-bisphosphate 5-phosphatase activity; phosphatidylinositol-3,5-bisphosphate 5-phosphatase activity. Gene Ontology annotation, biological process: phosphatidylinositol dephosphorylation.
CUUUUUUUUUAACAGUUAUAGAAGCACAUCGUCAUAGCGAUUCUUAAUUUAUUUUUUUGUUCAAUCAGCUUGUCAUUUACAAAGUCAUUUAAUUGAAAGAAGAAAUAAUACUAAAUAGAUGCAAAAUCAUUUAUUAUUAAGAGAACAUCCAAGAGCUCUUGCUUUACGGCCCACAGUUUUAGAAGAAGCACCUUCUGGCGUGCUUGUUUUUAAGGAAUAUCAAGGCUCAGAAACUAACAGAGCUAUAGCCGAACUUUAUAGCCCUUCUGAAUUUGAGGAUUCCAAAUGGAGGAUACUUAAUUCACGUCCAGUUUUUGGUUGUCUAGGACUAAUUACAGUACAAUCAGAAUGCUUUCUAGCCAUUGUAACAGACUGUGUAUCAGUUGGAAGAGUAAGAGCUGGGGAAGAAGUUUAUAAAAUUCAAUCAGUAUCAUUUUAUUCAUUAUCGUCUUCUCGUUAUGAUGAUUUUAUUGACCCGACACCUAACUGGGAGGAUGAUUGGGAUCAACCUAGCAAUAGUGGCAGCAGUGGUAAUGUCUUACAUCCAUGUGCUCAGUUACAAAAAUUAUUUUCAAUCGGUAGCUUCUACUUUACACCUGACUUUGAUUUGACAAGAACAGUACAAGCACGCACUUCAGUAGCGUCAAUGGGUGUACAUUCAUUUGAUGGACAUUUUUUAUGGAAUCAAUUCUUAAUAUCGGGUUUGUUGGACUUUAGGGCUAAAUUAGAUAGAAAGAAGCAGAUAGAUCUAGACCGUGGUGGAUUUUUAGUAUUUGCUAUACGUGGUUAUGUAGGUGUAGAAGAGGUCGAUAUUGAUAAUGAAAGGUAUGAGUUAUCUGUGAUUUCAAAAUUAAGUUGUAAACGUGCUGGUACUCGAUUUAAUUCAAGAGGAAUUGAUGAUAAUGGACAUGUAGCAAAUUUUGUAGAGACCGAAACUAUACUUUAUUCAGAUAGAAUUUGUUAUUCUUAUACUCAAAUUAGAGGAAGUGUUCCAGUAUUUUGGGAACAACAAGGUAUGCAGCUUGUUCAACAUAAAAUACAAAUUUCUCGUGGUCCGGGCGCAACGCAGCCCGCCGUUAAACGUCAUUUUGAUGAGCUUAUUAGCCGCUAUAACUCAGUCUCCAAUGUCAAUCUUUUAUCACAACGAGAAACAAGCACAGCUGGUGAAACUUUACUUAGCAAUACUUAUAAUACAGCUGUUGAGCGACUUGGUUACAGUCCCUCUAUUGUUCGUAUGGUCAAUUUUGAUCUACACGCUGAAUGCCGUGGAGGUAAUUACGAUAAUGUUUCAAUUCUUCUAAAGGAUAUUCGACAUAUUAUGGAUGAUUAUGGAUUUUUCUUAAUGGAUACAGACGAGAUUAUUAAUACCCAGAAAGGUAUUUUUCGAACUAACUGUAUGGAUUGUCUUGAUCGUACCAACCUUGUUCAAAAUGAGAUUUCACGAAGAGUUCUGCUGAAUUUCUUGAAACAAACAAAUCGUGUUCAUGGUAUUGAUUAUUUGAUAAUACGUCAUUCACAUUUGUGGGCAGAAAAUGGAGAUGGAUUAUCUAAAAUUUAUGCAGGUACGGGAGCCCUAAAAUCAGGUUUUACGAGAACAGGAAAAGUGACAUUCAUGAAUGUUUUGAGUGACGCUACAAGAUCUGUAAACCGCUUCUAUAUCAACAAUUUCCAAGACAAAGCAAGGCAGGAAGUGAUUGAUCAAUUAUUAGGCAAAUUGGCUAAUCAAACGAUGAUUGCGAUUCAUGAUCCUAUAAGUGAUCGCGUAACGCGACAAUUAACAAAACGUAUUAAAGAAUAUUCUCAUAAUCGAAGAGUAACCAUUUUUGCGGGAAGUUAUAAUUUAAACGGAAAGAGCUUUAAAGGAGAACUUUUGAAUCCUUGGCUGCUUCAACAUUUCAGAUGGAGUGAAGAGGAGCCUGAUAUUUAUGUAAUAGGAUUUCAGGAAAUAGUAGAAUUAUCACCACAACAAGUUAUGGCGACAGAUGCAGAAAAAAGAAAGAUCUGGGAACAGCAAAUCGAAAAGACUUUAAAUACAAGAGCAGGAGCUAAAUCAAGAUAUACACUUUUACGUUCAAAUCAACUAGUGGGUGCAGCGCUCAUUAUUUUUGUUAAGACAGAUAUUGUGGAUGAAAUACGAAAUGUAGAAAGCUCAAUUAAGAAGACUGGAAUUAUGGGUAUUGCGGGCAAUAAAGGUGCAGUAGCUAUUAGAAUGGAUUAUGGAGAUACAAGUUUUUGUUUUGUUGCUGCACAUCUUGCUUCAGGCCAUUCAAAUGUGGAUGAUCGCAAUUCAGAUUUCCAUAUCAUUAAUGAGGGUUUACGCUUUUUAAGAGGAAAAAUGAUUGACAGCCAUGAUAAUAUUAUUUGGGUGAGUGAUUUGAACUAUCGUAUUUCUCUAUCGAAUGAGGAGGUCAGAAUGUAUGUAGAAGAGGGUAAUAUUGAAAUGCUAUUUCAAAAUGAUCAGCUUUCAAGAGAGAUGAGACAAGGUCGAGUAUUUAAUGGUUAUCAAGAAGGAGACAUUACUUUUCUACCAACAUACAAAUAUGAUAACGGAACAAAUACAUAUGAUACUAGUGAAAAACAGAGAAUUCCAGGUUGGACAGAUCGUAUUUUAUUUAAAGGAACCCAAUUAAAGCAAUUACAAUAUUCAAGAGCAGAAUUGUAUACUUCUGAUCAUAGACCAGUCUUUGCGUUAUUUGAGGCUGAUAUAUUAACAUUAGAUCAUGAAGCUAAAAUUAAAUUACAAAAAGAAUUAUACCAAAGUCUAAGUUCAAUAGAAGUUCGUACUUCACCGCCUGAAUUACCAAAACGUAAAAAUACUAUACGUAGUAACAGCUUUUCAUCAUCAAAACUAUCAGAUUCUUAUAUAGAUACACUUAUAGAUAUAUCAGUAGAUGGUGAAUAUCCUCCUCCUAGCACAGAUAGUAAAAAAUGGUGGGAAGAUGGUCAAGAAAUUCCAAAGGCUGAUAAGAGUCGAGCAUCAAAUCAUAAUCCAUUUGAAGAUGAUGGAUUUGUCUUUGCUGGCAGUGGAAACAGUAUAAGUAAACUACCUAGCUCUUUACAAUCAGAUAGUGAAUGGAUGCCUCUAAGUCCAGUCUCUUAUCAUGGAACUUCCUUCGAAAAGCAACCAGAAACAAAGACAUCUCCAAUAAAUAAUGUAUCUAGUUACAUUGGAUUUUGGAAUAAUCGACAAUAAGCUUCUUAUUUAUAUUAUAGCAUAAGAAAAGAAAUCAGCAAAAAUAGAUAUACAUUAUUUUUUCAAUUAUGUUUACAUGUAUUCUUCAUUUGGCUAUUAUAUUGAUAUAGGCAUAUUUUUAUAAAAAUCUAUACACUAAUAUUAUUUUAUAAAGAUUAGAAAUAUGAAGAUGUAUC